GACGCGACGCGACCCUCGGCCGGCAGGCAGCGCAUAAAUUCAGAGCACCGCCGCCGGCUCAGUUUCGUCUGGCUGGCUUGGCAUCGGCACGGCACCCGGCAACAGGCAGCGCACGAUGGCCACCCACGCUGCUCUCGCCGCGUCGCGCAUCCCCACCAGCGCCCGGCUGCACAGCAGGGCGGCGUCCAGGCAGAGGGUGGACUUCGCCGACUUCUCCGGGCUCAGGCCGGGAUCAUGCUCCGUCAGCGCCGCCGCCAGGGAGGCGUCCUUCUCCGACGUGCUCGGUGCGCAGCUCGUCGCCAAGGCCACCGGAGAGAACGCCGUGAGGGCGCCCGCUGAGGCGAAGCUCAAGGUGGCGAUCAACGGGUUCGGCCGCAUCGGCCGGAACUUCCUCCGCUGCUGGCACGGCCGCGAGGACUCCCCGCUCGAUGUCGUCGUCAUCAACGACAGCGGAGGCGUCAAGAACGCGUCUCACCUCCUCAAGUACGACUCGAUGCUCGGCACCUUCAAGGCCGACGUCAAGAUCGUCGACGACACCACCAUCAGCGUUGACGGCAAGCUCAUCACGGUCGUCUCCAACAGGGACCCGCUCAAGCUCCCAUGGGCUGACCUCGGCAUCGACAUUGUCAUCGAGGGUACCGGAGUCUUCGUCGACGGCCCGGGCGCCGGGAAGCACAUCCAGGCCGGCGCGAAGAAGGUCAUCAUCACUGCUCCGGCCAAGGGCGCCGACAUCCCGACCUACGUCGUCGGUGUCAACGAGGGCGACUACGACCACGGUGUGGCCGACAUCAUCAGCAACGCUUCCUGCACGACCAACUGCCUCGCCCCAUUCGUCAAGGUCUUGGACGAGGAGUUCGGGAUCGUGAAGGGAACCAUGACGACGACCCACUCGUACACCGGCGACCAGAGGCUGCUGGACGCGUCCCACCGCGACCUGAGGCGGGCCCGCGCGGCGGCGCUGAACAUCGUGCCGACGAGCACCGGCGCCGCCAAGGCCGUGGCGCUGGUGCUGCCCCAGCUGAAGGGGAAGCUGAACGGCAUCGCGCUCCGCGUGCCGACCCCGAACGUGUCGGUGGUGGACCUGGUGAUCAACACCGAGAAGAAGGGCAUCACGGCCGACGACGUGAACGGCGCGUUCCGCAAGGCCGCCGGCGGCCCGCUCAAGGGCGUCCUGGACGUCUGCGACGUGCCGCUCGUGUCCGUCGACUUCAGGUGCUCCGACGUGUCCUCCACCAUCGACUCCUCGCUCACCAUGGUGAUGGGCGACGACAUGGUCAAGGUGGUCGCCUGGUACGACAACGAGUGGGGAUACAGCCAGCGCGUUGUCGAUCUGGCGCACCUGGUGGCGGCCAAGUGGCCGGGCGCGGCGGCGGCGGGCAGCGGCGACCCCCUGGAGGACUUCUGCAAGGACAACCCCGCGACCGACGAGUGCAAGGUGUACGAGGCAUGAGGGGGCCGUGUUCUCUUCAGAAACGACUGUAACGAAACACGUACGUACGUACAUUACGAUCGAUCUGGAAGAGGGCAGGAUAACUUUGUUGCGCUAGGGUUCACUGCCCGGUGUUCCUCCAUAGAGAGUACACAUACUGGUUUGCCGAGAGAGACGGACGGCGUAGCAGAAAUGGAUCUCUGUUUCUGUGAGGUGUAGUCAUCACUGAACUCGUACAGGCUUCCUUCAGAUUUCAUUUCCUGUUGGGACUGCUGUGUGUUUGUUUCAGUUUUCCAUCAUCGUGAUGAUGACUUGAUCUAUAAAGAUAUCGUGUCACCA
This is a messenger RNA of Panicum hallii, 1768 nucleotides long. Its product is annotated as glyceraldehyde-3-phosphate dehydrogenase GAPB, chloroplastic. Gene Ontology annotation, cellular component: chloroplast. Bases 116 to 1450 code for a protein of 444 amino acids. Lineage: Eukaryota; Viridiplantae; Streptophyta; Magnoliopsida; Poales; Poaceae. Gene Ontology annotation, biological process: glucose metabolic process. Gene Ontology annotation, molecular function: glyceraldehyde-3-phosphate dehydrogenase (NAD+) (phosphorylating) activity; NAD binding; NADP binding. The record is from RefSeq and is a predicted model, not a curated record. The transcript has 8 exons.